Messenger RNA from Colletotrichum scovillei, 893 nucleotides. RefSeq lists its product as uncharacterized. The record is from RefSeq and is a predicted model, not a curated record. The transcript has 2 exons. Bases 275 to 589 code for a protein of 104 amino acids. NCBI's taxonomy places the organism in Eukaryota, Fungi, Ascomycota, Sordariomycetes, Glomerellales, Glomerellaceae.
GCCCGGGUCAACGAAGCGGCGCGCCGCAUGCUUUUGGCGGCUGCUUUCUCGUCUGGCUGGUAGCUUAACCUAGGUUAUUGCUAUUGCUCUACUUCUUGAGCUCUUUUGCCGAGUUGUCGUGAUCAUUUGGCCCUCUUUCCCCCCUUUAAUACCUCAUUGAAUCUUCAUUCUCUUCCGUUCAAUUGAACCUGUCUGCAAACACAACACGAUAAUCCACCCUACACCGUGAUACCCCCUCCCCUUCCUCUACUACAACUCAAAUACCUACACAACAAUGGCGUCUCGUAUCGCUCUGUCAGCUCGUCCUUUUGCCCGCGGCGCUUUCGUCGUCGGUAGACAGACUGCUUCCCUCGGUCGUGGCUUCAGCAUCUCCACGACGAGAACGCAGGGCUUGAAGGAGUCUUCUGGACACACCGACAGCGAGACGCACGAGAAGCACAAGCAGGACUCCCUCUCCAAGCAGAAGCAGGGCAAGGGCCACUGGAAGCCCGAGCUCGCCUCCGACAGCGAGGAGGCCAUCAAGGCGGAUCGCGACGAGCACAUCGACCCCAAGAAGUUGCAGGAGAAGACUGCUGGCAAGGCUUCAUGAGGGAUGAUUGUUCGCACACGUCUCGCGGCACCUAGCCUCGCCCCAUCUUUACCUUCAACGACGCAUGAGGAGGUUAGAGGGAGAAUGAAGCAGAUCACAGUAUGCCGUACAGCCUUGAUGAGCAGACACAUACAAAACAGAUGCAUGGGUUCUGCGGGAGUUUGUUCUAGGGCACCUUGGGAUCGGGAUUGGCUGUUGAGAAAAAUGUACGCGGGCUGCGUUUGGGAGAGGAUUUGAGGGGUUUUGCAAUGUAAUCGUAUUAGCAUCGUAUUGGGACUCUAAUUGAUUCUUGUCCACGUUUAUG